UUUUAACAAUAUGAAUAUCACAAAGCUUCUUUGAAAAAAAAGUUUUAAAUAUAUGUAGAUUGGUGGAAUCCGAUAGGUACGACCGCUGUUCUCCUCAGUGGAGGAGUUGUUUUCUAUCGGACACUUCCUGUCAAUAGACGAAGCAUGAAGAAAGAGCAGGUUGUAAACUGUCAGUUUUCGGUGUGGUACACAUUAUUCAAGAAGCACACGAUUAAAAGUUUAAUUCUUCCUUUGCCACAGAAUGUGAUCGAUUAUUUACUGGAUGACGGCACUCUUGUGGUUUCAGGGAGAGUAGAUCCCCCUCAGAAUUCUCAGACAAACAAUAGUGACUGUGAUGAGGAAGACGAUAUACAGUGGUCAGAUGACGAGACUACAUCAACGGUUACUGCUCCUGAAUUCCCCGAGUUCCAUGCCAAAGUACAGGAAGCAAUCAACGCUCUUGGGGGCAGCAUCUUCCCGAAGCUGAACUGGAGUGCUCCAAGGGAUGCUAACUGGAUUGCAAUGAACAGUUCUUUAAGAUGCCAGAGCCUGAGUGACAUUUUUCUGCUUUUCAAGAGUUCAGACUUCAUCACCCAUGACUUCACUCAGCCGUUCCUUCGUUGUAAUGAUGAUUCCCCAGAUCCAUCAAUAAACUACGAGCUGGUCCUGAGAAAAUGGUGUGAAUUGAUCCCUGGUGGAGAGUUCAGAUGUUUUGUCAAGGAAAACAAGCUAAUAGGAAUCUCACAGAGAGAUUACACACAGCACUAUGAUCACAUUUCACAUCAGGAAGAUGACAUUUGUAGAUCAAUCCAGGAUUUCUUCAGGGACAAUAUUCAGUACAAGUUCCUGGAUGAGGACUUUGUGAUUGAUGUCUACAGAGAUAGUCAGGGUAGGGUGUGGUUGAUAGAUCUGAACCCAUUUGGUGAGGUGACGGACUCGUUGCUGUUCACCUGGGAAGAGCUGACUUCAGGAAACAGUCUCAGAGGGGACCACGUUGAAGGGGAAAAUACAGAUCAGGACGCCCCAGCAUUCCGAUACACCACCAGUGAGGUGACGGUGCAGCCAAGCCCCUGCCUCAGCUACCGGAUCCCCAGGGACUUCGUAGAUCUCUCCACCGGGGAAGAUGCGUACAAACUUAUCGACUUCCUCAAGCUGAAAAAAGGUCAGCAAGAGGAAUCUGAUGAAGAAUCUUAAACAUUUUGCUAACAGCAAUAAAAGACUGUUAAAGGCUGCAUUGGUCUGUCAAACUCUAUAAAUAAUAGAUCUGGAUAGAUGAAAUAAACCAACAGUCAAUACAUGCAUGAGGAAAGGUCUGGUAUUCAGCAUGCUGGAAGGAAAAUUGUCCCUUAGAAUGUUUUUAUAUGAUGGAUUUGUAGGGAUAUAUUAUAUGCAUUUUAUAUAAUUACAUAAAGAUAUAUAUAAAUUACAACUCUAGUUAAUACAAUAAAACACUUGUUUUACUUUUUCCUGCAAAUAGGGAUGUCAAACAUGUAUUAAAAAAGUUGAUUUGUUUGUGAUUUGCAGCUGUAAAGGAAAAAACAAUUAGCAUGUUUUGUAAUGUGAUUUAUGUUUCUAAAUGAGGAAAUUAUGUUGCUUCCCUAAUGAAUUAAAACUUCUUAGUAUAGGCUUGAAAUUAAUGUCUGUGUAAAUGAAAUUAAUUUCAAUCACUUUGAAAGUAAUUGAAAACUAAAUCUUGUCCUUAAUUGUGUAUCAUCUGAAUUGAACAGAUGUAGAAAAUAGUCUUUAGAGGGUAUGAAUAAUUAAUAUAAGAAUAGAAUAUUUAUAUUUCUAAUCUGUAAGGAGGUAGAAUGGUUCUAAUGUAUUUGGGUCUGCUCUAGAACUAAAUUAAUCUAAUAAACUAUUCACAUUUUAUAUUGAAUAUCCAUUAGAAAGCUUAAAGUAUGAAUUUAGUCGAACUAUAUAAAGUAAAAGAUGGUAAAGCUCUAUUUAUGGAAGAUAUUUUCAUAAAAAUUAAAAUCUAAAGCAACAUGCUCAUGAUGAAAUAAGUCAUUUAAAUACAGUACACCAUUCUUUGUAAUCCUAUAGAUUCUUUACAAGCUGAAAAUUAAGUAAGCUCUCUUAUUUAAAGAUAAUAAGGAACUGACAGGUACUGUAUCUCUAUUAUUACUUUUUGCUAUGAAGACUUCACACACUGUUACUUUUUGUAGCAUUUAGUUCAGUGUGCAUGUUCAAUGUGUGUCCUGAGUGUCUCUGGCCUAUGGUGUGUAAUGUGGCCAUCUGUCCAAUAUGGAUGUUGGUGACCAGAGUUUGCAUUACAUGUUUCAGCAACAUGAUGUUUUUUGGUUCUGGUUUGCAUUUUGCAUCAUUGAAGUGAGAAACUCUCAUUGCACAAUACAGUACGCAUAAAUGGCUGAUUUGUCAUCGUUAGAAUAUUUUAUAAGGUAAGAUUUAUUGUUUGUCAACGAAGAUAAUCUAUACUAAGAUGACAUGAUGUUGUUCUCACAGAUGUUUUUUACAUACACAGUUUAGAUGAUCUGAGUGUUCCACAGACACUCGAGCAGAAUUGUAAUGCUCUCAUGUUCCUCACUGCAGUGCUCUUGAGCUGAAAACUGUUCACCUGGAGUUCAAGUUUGAGAAGAUGUACAGUAUAGCUUUCCAAAGCUUUAAGUCAUCUUUGAUAAAGUUUUCAUUGUUCACACAGUUAUAACAUGCCCUUGUCACAAUUAAAAAAUGUUCUGCUCAACAAAA
Molecule: messenger RNA, 2688 nt
Organism: Lepisosteus oculatus (spotted gar)
Lineage: Eukaryota; Metazoa; Chordata; Actinopteri; Semionotiformes; Lepisosteidae
Gene: cdc123
Product: cell division cycle 123 homolog (S. cerevisiae)
Cellular component (GO): cytoplasm
Source: RefSeq, a predicted model, not a curated record